UCAUUUUGUUUUGUUUACUGAUUUUGUUUAAUCCUAUUCUUGGAACAUUUGUAACAGCCGCUCUCAGUAUCGUUUGGUUUAGUUUCCAAGUUCUUGAAAUACAUAAUCUAUCUAUGUUCCUGGCGCAAUAGUUCCGCGAAACCCACCAUCUCCACAUUAAGAUGCUUUCCUUACGGCAGCUUGUGUGUUUUAUUCUGUCACUGCUGUCCUUCAUAUCCGUGUUUUAUUCCGUUGGAAAGCUAGGCGUGUUUUUGGCCACACCUGUCCAGCGUGAUUUUAAACAUGUUCUGCUCAACAAUUUGCUGGAUGACCGUUCCCUGCUAAAGGCGACGUUGUUUUCUCUAUUCUUCAACUCGAUAUGGAUUAUUUUAUUCGUGAUUCAACAUAGCGCGAUGAAAUCCGACACGGUCAAAGCCAUCUGGCGAAAGAUGGGCCUAGAAUUGGCCGAGAGGAGCAUCUACAAUAUUGCGUCUUCGUAUUGCUUGCUGAUUCUGCUGAAGAAUUGGAAAUCAAUGCAAUCCUAUCAGCUGUGGUACAUUGAAGUUCAGCAGAGCUCGACACUUUGGUGGACCUUUGUGUCUUUGCAUAUUAUAUCCUGGGUGAUUAUCUAUGGCGGAAGUUUGUUAAUGGAUCUGCCUGAGUUUAUCGGGUUGAAACAGAUUUACUACGAUAUCAACGAUCUUGCGCCACCGAUGAGUUAUAAAUCGCAGGAGCUACGCAACUUCUACGGGAGGAUGAGACAUCCUUCCUUCGUUGGUUUGUCCGUAGUUUUGUGGAUCACCAAUAGUAUGAGUGCGGAUCGUCUUCUGCUGGCGGUGAUUUGGACUACCUACAUGUACCUCUCGUGGAAUACAAAUAAGACAGAUUUGGAGUACCAGAAGUAUCAACUUUCCCGGAAACGAGUUGAAUUAGCUAAGGUCAAGGAAUAAGGUUGUAAGGUUUUCUGAUCCUAAAUCAGGUGCUUCUAGUAUUCAUAUUUAUUAACACGUGUGAGUUACAUACAAAUCCAUAACAGUGUUACUCAAAGCCAAAAAUACUUAACCGAUUUUCGACCAGCUGUCGAAAUUAUCAAAGGAUAGAUCAAUUUUUCAAACAGCUGGCCGGUAAUGAUUCAGUCAAUUGCUGUCAUGAUUUUUUUGUCUAGUAUUAUUCACGUUUGCCUAGAUUUCGAUUUACAACAUGUAUGACCGAACGCUGCGCUGAAGAAAUAAAAAUGAAAAAA
This is a messenger RNA of Toxorhynchites rutilus septentrionalis, 1222 nucleotides long. Its product is annotated as nurim homolog. Bases 162 to 929 code for a protein of 255 amino acids. Gene Ontology annotation, cellular component: nuclear membrane. The transcript is spliced from 3 exons. The record is from RefSeq and is a predicted model, not a curated record. Lineage: Eukaryota; Metazoa; Arthropoda; Insecta; Diptera; Culicidae.